This is a messenger RNA of Phoenix dactylifera (date palm), 952 nucleotides long. Lineage: Eukaryota; Viridiplantae; Streptophyta; Magnoliopsida; Arecales; Arecaceae. The record is from RefSeq and is a predicted model, not a curated record.
GACACAUACACUCAUCACACCAAAACCCAAACUCCCAUCCCAUUCUCACCACUCUCUCUCUCUCUCUCUCUCUCUCUCUCUCUCUCUCUCUCUCUCUCUCUCUGUGUGUGUGUGUGUGUGUGUGUGUGUGUGUGUGUGUGAAGGUUCUCAUGGGCAAACUCUUUUCGAUCUCCAUUCUUCUUCUCUUAUUCAUCAGCACCAUCACUCCCUCCUCAGCCAAGGAUGGAGAACGCUACAGUUUCCUCCAGAGUCAAAAGCCGGCGACGCCGCCGGUGCGCCAGAAGCUGAGCCACCUGCGGCUAUUCUUGCACGACGUCGUGAGCGGGCCGGAUCCGAGCGCCGUUAGGGUGGCCCAGGCGGCCUCGGCCAACCAGUCGGCGACAAGAUUCGGCACGUUGGUCAUGAUCGACGACGCGCUGACCGUUGGCCCUGAGCUCACUUCAAAGCUAGUGGGCCGGGCCCAGGGUUUCUACGCGCUGGCAUCCAAGGAGGAGAUAGGCCUGCUGAUGUCCAUGAACUUUGCCUUCACCGAAGGCAAGUACAAUGGAAGCACGGUGAUCAUAUUGGGCCGGAAUACGGUGUCCUCGGAGGUGAUCGAGAUGCCGGUGAUCGGGGGAAGUGGGCUUUUCCGGUUGGCCCAGGGUUAUGCCCAGGCCCGGACGCACACCUUCAAUCUUAAGACUGGUGAUGCUGUGGUGGAGUACAAUGUUUUCGUCAUGCACUACUGAUUUAGAGGUUGGUUUUCUGAUUUAGUUUGUGUCCUCUCAAUGGCGUUGGUUGCAAGGUGAUCUUCAUGAUGUGGUUUUGGUUUUGGCUCUUUUCUUUUUCAUUCAAUGGAUGUCAUUGUCGGUGUCCCCUGGCUCUACUCAAUGCUACAGGCCAUGGAGAGUGGAAUCAUUGCUCAGAAAAAUAAAAAGUUGGAACGAGAGCAAAGUAAUCGUAAAAUUCUUUA